UCUUCGCUUAUUCACACAACUGAACUGAACAAAGAAGAGAAAAAAUGGCGAGUGCAACGCUUUUUGCUCUCUUCCUUCUUUCAGUCCUAACCUUCUACUCUCCUUCAACCACUGCUCAACCUGUCACGGACGGAUAUGGUGUCAUCGUUCCAAAUGGUGCCAGAUUCCACAUAUUGCCGCCAACUACAAUAGCCGGUGGAAUUCGACGAGUGAAAACGAAUAACGAAACUGUAGCUCUCUCUGUUGUGCGAUCUCCUAUCGAGACCGAUAAAGGAGAACCAAUAACCAUUACUUCCCCAUACGGGACCGAGUAUCUCUCUGAAGGUCCAGUGACCAUUAGCUUCGAAUAUUCUCCUUACCUCGGUGUAGCCUCUCUUGAGUGGACCGCUGUUGAGGGUCAGCGUCUAGGAACCGUCGUUAAAGUUCGUGGCUACCCAAAUACACUCCGUGGUGGCUACUCUAUUAAAAGUGCUGGAAAGAACAGGUACAAGCUUUUGUUCUGCAGAGGCGUCCUCUGCGGUAACGUUGUCAUUAUUAAUGAUUAUGAAGGGCACUGGCUUUUGGCUGUCACUCAGAACGAAGCAUACGCGUUUGUUCUUGAGCAAAUUCGAUCAACAUCUUCUGAUUCCGAAUGAAGCACUACGCAUGAAAAAUCGCGCACUUUAUCCUUGUCAUGCUUUGGAUGUAAUAAACUAAUGCAAGGCUAAAUAAAAUAACCACUAUUUGGUUUUCUAACGUUCA
This is a messenger RNA of Vigna unguiculata (cowpea), 741 nucleotides long. RefSeq names its product trypsin inhibitor DE-3-like. Gene Ontology annotation, molecular function: endopeptidase inhibitor activity. The record is from RefSeq and is a predicted model, not a curated record. Lineage: Eukaryota; Viridiplantae; Streptophyta; Magnoliopsida; Fabales; Fabaceae.